This is a messenger RNA of Komagataella phaffii GS115, 1065 nucleotides long. RefSeq names its product Oleic acid-inducible, peroxisomal matrix localized lipase. The record is from RefSeq and is a predicted model, not a curated record. Bases 1 to 1065 code for a protein of 354 amino acids. Lineage: Eukaryota; Fungi; Ascomycota; Pichiomycetes; Pichiales; Pichiaceae. The transcript has a single exon.
AUGUAUUCAGCGGAGAAUAAAAUUAUUGAUGCCCAUUGGCCCCGCUACACUGAGAACUCAACUAUUGAUAAGGAGAAACGGUUGAAACUAUGCUAUCUUAAAUAUAAGUUCGAAGGUACAAUCAAUGACAAUAAGCCCAUUCUCAACCUAAUAUUCUCUCAUGCGACAGGAAUGAACAAAUCAAUAUGGAAAUAUUACAUCAAAAGAUUGAAGAAAUUGGCUUUUAUGAAAGAUGAUUAUCCUUUUGUCAUAGGAUCAAUGAUUACAGUUGACCAUGUACAGCACGGCGACAGUGGAGUGCUCAACAAAGACAAUCUUGGCACAGAAUUCAAUUGGACGGACGGAGCAAGAGAUGUCAUCAAGGUGGUAAUGGAAGAACGCUCAAACGAUGAUGCUUUCAAAAAAGGUAACAAUAUUCUAAUAGGCCAUUCCUUUGGGGGAUUUCUCUCAGUUUACGCAGCAUUUUUGGAACCUUUACUCUUUCAGGAUAUUAUUACGAUAGAACCCGUUAUUUAUGGAAGACACUCUGAUCCUUCUGCCGCACCUCCUCCUGAAGGGUAUAAAACAAUGGGAAAUUCGGGGUUAUUGUCCGCACUAGCCAGAGGCAUCAAGGAUGAAUUUGAUUCGAAGGAAGAAGCUGUUGAAUGGCUUAGAAGAACGUCUUUUUUCUCCCCCUUUGAGUCAGAAUUAUUGGAAUAUUUUAUAUCAGAUGAGGUCAUACAGCGACCGGAUGGAAAAUGGACUACCAAAAUCUCCAAAGAGCAGCAUCUGACAUGUUACAAGGGUUAUGACAGCUCCGUUCCUAUGGGGAUGAGUAGCGUUCAGUUUAUCAAAAAUAGGGUCCUUCAUGUGGUUGGAGGGAGCGCCACAUGGAAUCCGCCAGAGACAACUAAUUUCUUGAUCAAGAAUUUGGAGAACAGUGACCGUAUCAUAGUCCCUAAUGGUACCCACACUGUUCCUGAAGAACAACCGGAUGAUGUGCUGAAAAUAAUCAAGAGCAGGCUAACCGAAACGGGUUUUUCUUUACAGGAACCCAUCGCAUUAACUGCUAAACCAAAGCUCUAA